UGUGAGAUUAAUUAACUUUAUAGUUUUAAUAUUAGGCUAUGUUCCAAAACUUCCUAAAGAUUUUAUUCUAUAUACUAUAAUUACUAUAUACGUUACUAUAUAUUUCGAGUAAAAUUUCGAGAUCAAAUAUUAUGGAGGAUCAUUGGAUAGAAUCAUUGAAAACGAAAUUCAUAAACAUGAAUACGUCGACGCUCAAAGAAUUGUUACUGUCCAAAGUAGAAGAAUUAGAUGAAAUUAAAAAAGAGCGAUUCAAUGAGGAUGAAACUAAAAUUAAGGAAUUAACAUCAAACUUGGCUGCUACGAAAGAAGCAUUGCAUAUGGAAAUUCAAUCUUUAGAGAGCAAGAAUAAUAGGUUAUCAGAAGAGAAGAAGUUUUUAGAUGAACUGGAAACAGAGAACAAGAAAUUCUUACAAGAGAUCAAACAGUUGGAAGGAAAACGUACUAACUUGAAGUCUAUUAAACCAAAUUUACAAGAUCAACAAUUACUGGAGCAAGGAAGAAAAAAGUUAAACUUGUAUAAGGACUUAACAAGGAUACAGUGGGAUUUUGAAGCUAUAUAUUCAAAGCACAAUAUUCAAGGCUACGUUUCAAACAGACGCGACUACAUUCAUCAUUUCUGUUAUGAUGCUCAAGAGACUAAUAAAAAGUUAACUGACUCACUAUGGCAUGAAAUAUAUUUGUCUACGAGCGAAGCUGAAGUCAGAGAUGAGAAUCUUCCACCAAAUUAA
Molecule: messenger RNA, 728 nt
Organism: Atta colombica
Lineage: Eukaryota; Metazoa; Arthropoda; Insecta; Hymenoptera; Formicidae
Exons: 5
Coding region: 132-728 (198 amino acids)
Source: RefSeq, a predicted model, not a curated record